AUGGCUAUAUAUGGUAUAGGGGUUGGGGGUUGGGGGGGGGGCGUAGGUAAAUCUACCCUAGCCAAGACUGCUUACAAUUUUAACUUCAACAAAUAUGACGGCAGCAGCUUUCUUGCUGAUGUGAAUAAAACUUCAGAAAGACAUGAUGGUCUGGUAUGUCUUCAAAGACAACUUCUUUCAAAUGUUCUAGGGAAGAAGGCUGAAAAUAUAUACAAUGUUGACAACGGAGUCAUCAAGAUUCAAGAGGCCAUCCAAUGCAGAAUAAUCCUUCUUGUUCUUGAUGAUGUGGAUGAUAGCGAUCAUUUAAAUGCUGUUCUUGGGAUGCGAGAAGGUUUUAUCCAGAUGCAGAACUUUGACUUGUGCGCCCACGAACGUUGCUGUGUUGGGAGUUACCAAGAAGCUGAUGCAGAAUGCACAAAGUCGUCUGCAAUACGACAAUUGUGGUUAGGAGACAUUGUCUUAUUUUGUAACAGGGAGAGAAUGAAGAUCGGUGAUCAUGAAGAUCUGUUUGAUGUAUUUCUUAACAACCGUGUUGAUGUUUUUGCUAGUUUCUUGUCUCCGAAUAAUGGGUAG
This is a messenger RNA of Capsicum annuum, 573 nucleotides long. RefSeq names its product TMV resistance protein N-like. Gene Ontology annotation, molecular function: ADP binding. NCBI's taxonomy places the organism in Eukaryota, Viridiplantae, Streptophyta, Magnoliopsida, Solanales, Solanaceae. The transcript is spliced from 2 exons. The record is from RefSeq and is a predicted model, not a curated record. The coding region runs from base 1 to 573 and encodes 190 amino acids. Gene Ontology annotation, biological process: defense response.